GGGAAGAUGGCUUCGUACCAUUGGCGGGCUGAAGCGGGAUGGCCCCACGCAGGGAAGGCCGAAGAGGAACCCGGCGCCGGCUAUAAAUUGGAAGCAAGAACUAGCGAAGGAGUCCACCGGGUAAAGCGGCGAUCGAAUAAGAAGGAGAAGGAGGAGGAGAGAGAGGUGGGAAGGAGAUCGAGUAGUCCACGAAGAGGAGGCUUCUUCAAAUCUCCAUCUCCUCCUCCUCUUCAUCCACGCCUCAUCUUUCUCAGCGCGGGCAUGGGCGCAGGCGGACGCAUGACGGUCCAGGAGCAGGAGGAGGCCAAGGAGGCAACCCUCCGCUCCGGUGCCGGCGACAAGCCCCUCCACCGUGCCCCCAUCGAAAAGCCACCCUUCACUCUUGGCCAAAUCAAAAAAGCCAUUCCGCCGCACUGCUUCCAGCGCUCCGUCCUCCGCUCCUUCUCCUACGUCGUGUACGACCUGAUCCUCUCAGGAACCUUUCUCUACUUCGCCCUCGCCGUCGUUCCCCAGCUCCCGACGGCACUCGCCGUCUUCUCGUGGCCGUUGUACUGGGCCGCCCAGGGCUGCGUGCUUACGGGCGUCUGGGUCAUCGCCCACGAGUGCGGCCACCAUGCUUUCUCCGACUACUCCCUCCUCGACGACGUCGUCGGCCUUGUCCUCCACUCCGCCCUCCUGGUCCCCUAUUUCUCCUGGAAGUACAGCCACCGCCGCCAUCACUCCAACACUGGCUCCAUGGAACGCGACGAGGUGUUCGUCCCUAAGCAGAAGACUGCCCUCCCCUUGUACGCCAAGUACAUCAACAACCCGCCCGGCCGUCUCCUCAGCCUGGCUGUCACCCUCACCCUCGGCUGGCCGCUCUACCUGGCUUUCAACGUCUCCGGCCGAGCUUACCCCCGCUUCGCCUGCCACUUCGACCCCUACGGCCCCAUCUACUCCGACCGCGAGCGCGCGCAGAUCUUCGUCUCCGACGCCGGCCUCCUCAUCGCCGCCAUUACUAUCUUCCGCGUUGCCGCCACCUACGGCGGCUUCUGGUGGCUCGUCCGCGUCUACGGCGUGCCGCUCCUCAUCGUCAACGCCUGGCUCGUCAUCAUCACCUACCUGCAGCACACUCACCCCGCGCUCCCCCACUACGACAGCACCGAGUGGGACUGGCUCCGUGGCGCCCUCGCCACCGUCGACCGCGACUACGGCAUCCUCAACCGGGUCUUCCACAGCAUCACCGACACCCACGUCGCCCACCACCUCUUCUCCACAAUGCCCCACUACCACGCGAUGGAGGCGACCAAGGCCAUCAAGCCGGUGUUGGGCGAGUACUACCAGUUCGACGGCACGCCUCUGCUGAAGGCGAUGUGGAGGGAGGCGCGGGAGUGCAUUUACGUCGAGGCCGACGCCGGCAAGCGGAAGGGCGUCUUCUGGUACCGAAAGGAAAUUUAGAAUCAAUUCAUAAAUCAAGGUCUAGUUCCUAUUAAUUUUGCGCUGUUAGUUAAUUUGGCCAGUGUUUCGUUAUCAAAUCCAUGCUCUUGUCGUCGUCGUCGUUGUGUUCUUUACUCUUAGUUCGUCUUCUUGAUAUCUUU
Molecule: messenger RNA, 1577 nt
Organism: Zingiber officinale
Lineage: Eukaryota; Viridiplantae; Streptophyta; Magnoliopsida; Zingiberales; Zingiberaceae
Product: fatty acid desaturase DES2-like
Exons: 2
Coding region: 7-1437 (476 amino acids)
Biological process (GO): lipid metabolic process
Molecular function (GO): oxidoreductase activity, acting on paired donors, with oxidation of a pair of donors resulting in the reduction of molecular oxygen to two molecules of water
Source: RefSeq, a predicted model, not a curated record